Messenger RNA from Egretta garzetta (little egret), 3056 nucleotides. RefSeq names its product sedoheptulokinase (gene SHPK). The transcript has 7 exons. Lineage: Eukaryota; Metazoa; Chordata; Aves; Pelecaniformes; Ardeidae. Gene Ontology annotation, cellular component: cytosol. Bases 422 to 1852 code for a protein of 476 amino acids. The record is from RefSeq and is a predicted model, not a curated record. Gene Ontology annotation, molecular function: sedoheptulokinase activity. Gene Ontology annotation, biological process: carbohydrate metabolic process; cellular response to lipopolysaccharide.
GGGUGCCAGGCGCCGGGCCGCUCCGGCCCGCUCUGUGAGGAGGGGGGGCGGGCUCGCCGCUUGCGUUGUUUUUUGAAGUUCCGUUUAAAACUGCGCGGGUCAGCGGGGAGGGCUGGGGAAGGGGUGGUUUGUCCCUCUCAAGAGGGAGGGGUAGUGCCCAGGCACUGCUGAGGGGAGACAUCUUUAGCCAGAGGGCAAAGUCCUGGCUGCUUUCCCAGCCCAGUCUGCCCAGUCUCUGCACGCUGCUGGGGCGGGAGCCUGCACGGAUCGUGCCCUCAGCACCCUCUGCUCUUGGGGCAGGUGCCCCCUCGGAGGCAGCAAAGAGCAGUGUGGGGGCUCAGCAGGGUGGGUGUCGGUCCGGCCACCGCGUAGAGAAGACCCGUGGUGGGGAAGGUGAAAGCAAUCCCCUCUAGCCGUGGCAAUGGCGGACAGUGAGGCGGCAGGCGGGCCUGCUCCUGCCUGCGUGCUGGGCAUAGACCUGGGCACCACGUCGGUUAAGGCAGCCCUGCUGGUGGGGGCAGAGCGAGGGCAGGUGGUGGCAGAGAGCUGCUCCAGGGAGACGCAGGCACACACCAGUAGCCUGGAAGCUGGACCGCAGGGAAUGGAGCAGAAUGUCCAGAGAAUAAUAAGAGCACUGAAUGAAUGCCUUGCUGCUCUACCUCAGCAGCAGCUUCAAAGAGUCAGUCACAUUGGCAUUUCAGGACAAAUGCAUGGGUGGACUUCUUGGAUGCUAUGUGUUCCAGGUUGCAAGUGGACAGAGUGUGGUACAGGCCCUACCUUUGAGCCAGAGGAGGUCAGUCAUCUGAUUACUUGGCAAGACAGCCGCUGCAGUCCCACCUUCCUCUCUUCUCUUCCUCUGCCACAGUCACAUAUCAGCUUGGCUACAGGAUUUGGCUGUGCCACAGUCUACUGGUAUUUAAAGAAGAGUCCAGAUUUUCUGAAGUCUUAUGAUGCAGCCGGCACUAUCCAUGACUAUGUGGUUGCCAUGUUGUGUGACCUGAAGAAGCCACUCAUGUCUGUCCAGAAUGCUGCCAGCUGGGGAUAUUUUAAUUGCAGAAACAAGAGCUGGAAUACUGACGUAUUGAAAAAAUCCAGCUUUCCUGUUCACUUGCUUCCAGAGGUGGGAGACCCUGGCAGUAUUGCAGGCAGGACAAUCUCUGCAUGGCAUGGAAUACCCAAAGGAGCAAAAGUAGGAAUUGCUCUGGGAGAUUUCCAGUGCUCUGUUUAUUCCUGUCUGACUGAGAGGACUGAUGCAGUUCUUAAUAUCAGUACCUCUGCUCAACUGACUAUUUCAAUGCCCCCGGGUUUCCAGCCUCCAGAGACACCAGAUCCUUCCUCAGCUGUUACUUAUUUUCCCUACUUCAAUGGUGACUACUUGGCAGUGGCAGCAUCACUUAAUGGAGGCAAUGUGAUAGCAAUGUUUGUGGACAUGGUGGCACAGUGGACAGAAGAGCUUGGACUUCAGGUUCAGGAGUCUGCCAUCUAUACAAAGAUAAUCAAAGCAGCCUUGGCCCAAACCGACAGCAAACUCUCAGUCCACCCAACCAUAUUUGGAGAGAGACAUGUUCCUGAGCAGUUGGCGUCAGUGACCAAUAUUGCUGUCUCUCGCCUCUCCCUGGGUCACGUAACCAGAGCUCUGUGCCAUGGCAUCAUUGAAAACCUCUGUUCCAUGCUACCUGUGCAAUGCCUGAUGGAGACGGGAGUGAAGCGGAUCCUGGGGAGCGGGAGUGCCCUUGCCAGGAACGAGGUGCUGAGGCAGGAAGUGGAAAGGAUUUUUCCAUUCCCUGUGGUUUACGGGAAGGAUGUUGAUGCUGCUGUGGGGGCUGCUAUGGUGAUGUUCCACAGAAAAUAAAAUCAUGGUUUGGAAUAGCCUGAUAUGCAGCUUUUUUUUUUCUUUUUCCUGGCUAUACAGUGUUUCCUUUCACUUCCUUGACUUUUUCUGGAAUUGUAUUCAACAUGCCAUCUCGCUCAUUACAGUGGAAAAAAAAAAAAAAGCUUGCAUUUAAUGUCCGCUUCUGCCUCUGGGUGUACACAUUUCAUUGCACUGUCAUUCCCAUUUGUGAAAUGAGAAGUAAUAUCACAUUAAAUUUGACUGAGUCACUAGGGCAGAUCCAUUAACUUUCUGCAUAAAAUGAUUCUUCAUGCAAGGCUCUCUUUCCUGGUAGGAAAUACAUUUAGAAGGUCUAGGAGAGAUGAGUAGCUAUCUGUAACUUAGUCCGAAUAUUUCAUUAGAGACUUUUUGUCCUUAAGCUGUCUCACAAUAUACAUACAUAUAGGCUGCAGACCAGGAUCUCAGCCUUGUUUGGGGAGUUGGGUGGCUCUUGCACAGAAUGAAUGCCAGUUUUCACAUGUUGCAUGUUGUCUCUGUAAAAGAUGAAAUACAAUAUUAGCUUGAAUGUCGACAAAACAAUGGAGUAUUAUUUCUGUGGCUACCCAGGUCAGGUGCAGUGGAGUAAGGUCAAAGGCUAGGCCAGUACCAUGACUGGAGAUGCCUGGAAUGCAGGGCUUACAUCUGAGUGGAAAAUACAGGGUGGGAGGUAACUAUUUUCCUUAUUUGGCAUACAUAAUUAUUUUAUGUUUGGUUUUUGGGUGGUAGAGUGGAUCAGGGCCUCUGAAACGAUCAGAAUUUGUGAUAGACUGGAGAGGCUGGCAAACUCGGAGUUACAAAAGCCCAAUUCUCAUCUCUUUUAGCUUUGAUUUCCCUUUUAAGCCCAAAAACAAUUAGCAUUUUGAGAGAUAGUCCACAAAAAAUAUUUGUUCUUGUAAUAUAGUGCAUAGCUAUCUUAGUGUAUUUGAUCCGAAGGUGUUUCUGAUUCUGCCCUUCAUGUAUUGUGUCAAAUUAAGCUUUAAUACGGCAGCAGCCAGGCUAGACUCUAAUCUGUUUUUAAUGUUAAGUAUUGUUCAUACAUUCCCUUAAGUUUCCAAGUCUUUAUCCCCUGUGUUAUGCUCUUAAAAUUUAUUUCUCUCCCUACUCUUUAUUUUAAGGUGAAAACAUUUAUACGUUAUCUGUCUAAAACAAGAUGGAUGUACACCUUUUCUGCUCAAAUGAGACUGGG